This is a messenger RNA of Patella vulgata (common limpet), 2791 nucleotides long. Its product is annotated as endothelin-converting enzyme homolog. Gene Ontology annotation, cellular component: plasma membrane. Gene Ontology annotation, biological process: protein processing. NCBI's taxonomy places the organism in Eukaryota, Metazoa, Mollusca, Gastropoda, Patellidae. The transcript has 13 exons. Bases 87 to 2381 code for a protein of 764 amino acids. Gene Ontology annotation, molecular function: metalloendopeptidase activity. The record is from RefSeq and is a predicted model, not a curated record.
UCUUGUCACAUUAGCCAGGUAAACAUUUGCAUAUAGUUGCUAGUUUGGGUGACCGUUGAAACUUAGCAGUCCUGGAGAAAUUCACCAUGGAGGAAACCAAAGAAGAUAAUCUCAAGCAUCCAUCAUCUGUUUUUGGAAACAUGGUUUCGGGACUUUCGUUUUCAAAGAAUGAUCUGAAAAAUUGGUCUAAAAGGGAGUACAUUUUAUUGGGAGUUUUGGCAGGUACAUUUUUCAUCAUGAUUGUUCUGGCUGGUGUUCUAGGAGCUAAGAAGUCGUAUUCACCCCCCGAUACAUGUACUUCGUAUCAAUGUCUUGAGUCAGCAGCUUAUGUGAGGUACACAAUGAACACAACAUUUGACCCCUGUAACGAUUUCUACCAAUACGCCUGUGGUGCUUACGCUUCUACCCGCCCAUUAACCCCCGGUAGAACCUCGAGAACCACAAUGGGGGAUUUGUAUUACAAGAAUCAAGAAAGGUUAAAAAAUUUAAUGGAAGCUCCCUAUAACCGAGAUGCAGAAUGGUCAUCUGAACGAAAGCUAAAGGACCUUUUCAGAUCCUGUAUCAAUGAUUAUAAAACUGAACAACUACUAGGACAACCGUUCAUACAGAAGAUUUUACCUAAAAUGCAAGGUUGGUAUGUAUUGGACACAUGGGAACAGAAUACCUUUGACUUGAAUGCUGCUCUUAAGAUCGUUCAAACCGAUUUAUGGGUGGCUGCAUUUUGGACAAACAGUGUCGGCAUGGAUAUAGAUAUGAAAACCAACAUUGUUCAGCUACAUCCUGCGGGGGCUAGUAAAUUCUUAAGAUGGAGCCAAUACAUCACACCAGGCAAUCAACGGUAUUUAAAUGACUAUAAGAAGUUUAUGAGAAGAUUGGCAAAUCUCAUUAUUAGAGAUUAUAAACCGAUUAUAACUGACAAAGAUAUCAGAAUUGAGCAAUUUGUAAACGAUGCUUUUACUAUGGAGACAAAACUAGCCCAAUUGUAUAAUGAUAGCAAGGUAACAAACGAUAGAUAUUCUGAAGAAAGUAAAAUAGUUUUAGAUGACUUAAAUGCACAAACAGGCACUGUGAUUGACUGGGCGGCACAGAUGAAGUACGAAUUUAAAAGUAUAACUGGUGCUUCUAAAGUUAUACUUUAUAAGAAAGAAUUUAUUUAUGGCUUAAGCAAUCUGAUUACCAAUCUACCCUCGGCAGAUAAAACAAGGGUAUUACACAAUUACAUGGUAUGGAGACUCUUAGAACGAUACGCCCCAGAGUUAUCUUGGGAAUAUGUCCAUGCCAACAGAGAGUAUUAUGUUGAUGUAUUUGGUGUUGAACAGUUCUCGGGAAAAUGGAAUUAUUGUUUUGGUUACGUUAACAGAAUGAUGCCAGAGGCAAUGGGUUCUUUAUUUGUUCGCGAUCAUUUUCCAACGGAGAACAAACAGAAGGCAGUUGAAAUAACGACUUACUUGAGAAGUGCAGUAAUUGAUGAAUUGAAUGCAAAUACUUGGAUGAAUUCUGAUACUAAAAAGAUAGCCAUCCAAAAGAUAACUAAACUAAUAUAUAAGAUAGGAUUUCCUGCUUUUAUGCUUGAUGGUGACCAGUUGGAUAAAAUAUAUAAAGAGCUGGCAAUAAAUAAAACAGAUUAUUUCCAAAACAUUCUGAACAUCAACCAAUUCCAGAAAGUUUAUUAUGAGAAUCAACUAGAAGGUGGUGUUGACCGAACUAGGUGGAUAUUUAAAACAUUUGAUACAAAUAUGGCUCUACUUUAUUAUUGGAAUGAAAUUAUUGUACCUGCUGGUUUUCUCCAGUCUCCCCUCUACGAUUACCAUAUGCCACAUUAUAUGAAUUUUGGUUCUAUGGGUAGUUUAAUUGGAAAGUAUUUAACAUUCUCCAUUGAUCAAUAUGGUUCCAAAUGGACCGCGGAAGGUACACGUACAGCCAGUUGGUGGUCAAAUGGAACCUAUACAGCUUAUCAAAAAGUCAAGAAGUGUGUUGUAAAUUACUACAGUAAUAGAACACAGGGACCAUUCCAAACACUAGAUGGGGAUAGCAAAAUGAUACCUAUUAAUGCGGAGUUAAAUGUAGACAGAUCUAUAGCCAUUACAACUGGAGUUAAAUUGGCCUUACGGGCUUAUGAGAAAUGGGAGCACGAUCACGGUGUUGAAAAAGCAGCUCCAAGCUUGGGUCUAUCGAACGAACAGAUGUUCUAUAUUGCGCAUGCCCAGAGUCGGUGUUUUAACAGAAAUAAUAACCAGCGAUAUUACAACGCCCUUAAUGGUUUGGUAGAAUAUGACACCCAGACAAAUCUAGCCCUUAGUCAGAUACCAGAGUUUCAACAAGCCUUCAAAUGUAAAGCUGGUUCCAAGAUGGUGGCAGCAAGUAAAUGUGCUUAUUAUUAAAGUUAAUUAAAGGCACAUUUCAUAUUAUUUAUGCAUGUAAAAUUUUGUAUUAAGCAUAAGGCUAAAUGUUUAUUCAUUCAGAUCGACACAUCUAUUUAUAUAUAAACAUAAUAUAUAAAAUAGACCUCUAUAAAUCUUAUAAAUACCAUUUUCACUUAAAAUCUCAGAAUAAAACAUAACCACUUUUUUAUGUAUGGCGGUUGACAAAUUUUGUGAUUAUGUAUUGUCUUAAACUCUACGUGUAACGUUUAUUCUGGUAUGUUGGAGCCAUAAUGAUAUUUGUGAAUUUAAUAAUAUCGAUUUUUGCUAUAUACAUUUAUAUAUACUAACCUGUUGUAAAAAUAAAACACACUUAUAUGGAUAUACUACUUCUGAGUUUAUUAACAUGCUACGUUUCGAUACACAUACAG